Mercenaria mercenaria is the source of this 3863-nucleotide messenger RNA. Its product is annotated as UBX domain-containing protein 4-like. The transcript is spliced from 13 exons. Gene Ontology annotation, molecular function: protein binding. The coding region runs from base 293 to 1714 and encodes 473 amino acids. Lineage: Eukaryota; Metazoa; Mollusca; Bivalvia; Venerida; Veneridae. The record is from RefSeq and is a predicted model, not a curated record.
UGGCUCUGUGAUGAAAAAAGUAUUCAGUACAAUUUAAAAUGCAACAUAUUUUGUGAAUGCCCAUUGCAUAGUUAUUUUAUCAUGAAAGUUUCAGAUCAUGUGGAAGACACUCAAGGCCAUCUUAGAAAUUUCCAUUGCCAGUGACCAGGAUUUGAGACCACUCGGGUUAAUGUAUCCAUGGACUAAACAAGAUGACGACAACAUUAGUGGUAAUUCGUAUGGAACGUAGGAAGGCCACGUAAUUUUCCAUAACUUCCGGUUUCGCAAAAAGUUUUGUUUUCAAAAACACAAAAUGAAGUGGUUCGAAGGAAAGAUACCAGAUGCCAUUCAAAUAUCAAAACAGAAGGCUUCUUUGUUCAUAGUUUAUGUAUAUGGAAAAGAUGAGCUUUCUCAGCAGAUGAAUGCCACCUGGGACAGUGAGGUUGUGUCACAAUAUAUUGAAGAAAAUGAUGCAGUUGCUGUCAAAAUUGAAAGUACAAGCGAAGAGUGCAAAUUCUUUUCACAGAUUUAUCCUGUUGUUGUUGUACCGUCGGUGUUCUGUAUAGGGGAAGGUGGAGUUCCCCUAGAAGUGAUUGGUGGACAUGUCCAGCCAGAUGACUUUCUAACCAAACUGAAACAGGUCGAACAGAUGCAUGCAGCCCAGAAGGAAAGUAAUACCCAACCCACUCCAAACACAGGUCAGCAGGCUACAGCAGCGCCCUCUACCCAGGGGCAAGUAACUCCGACAGCUGAGAGUAAUGGAGCAUCAACUUCACAAGCUGGAGCCAGUGGGGACCCAGCAGUACGAUUAGAAGAGAAAGUAGAGAAAGCAAAAGAAUUGCUGGAGAAAAAGAAAGCAGAAAAAGCACAGAAAGAGUUUGAGAAAAGUAGAGAAGAGGAGAUCAAACGUAGGAAGUUAGGGUCUGAUUUACAAAAACUGAAACAAAACCAACAAGAAAUACAGAUGAAAGAAUUGAAGGAACAAAUGAGAAAGGAUAAAGAAGAAGAAAAGAAGGCUAAAGAAAAAAUAAAACAACAGAUUGCUAGAGAUCGAGAAGAAAGACAGGCAAAGUUUGAGAAGGAGAAACAAGAACGAGAUAAAGCUGCAGAGGAGAAAAAACGUGAGAAACUUGUGGAGCAACAGAGACUGGCUGCUGCAGAGGAGGCAAGAAAAAGCGAAACAGCCAGAAUCCAGGUGCGAUUACCCGAUGGUUCAUCAGUUACACACAGUUACCCUUCAACAGAAACCUUACACAUAUUACACAGUGCUAUCACACAGAAAGUUGGAAGAAAUGUGACACUUUCUACCACAUUCCCAAAACGUCGUUUCACAGAAGAGGAUAUGUCGAAAACAUUUGCUGAUCUUGAACUUGCACCAACAGCUGUUUUAAUUGCCUUACCUAGUGGCGGGACUGCCAGGCAAGCUUCAUCAUCAUCAUCAGCCUUACAGUUUGGUGGAAUUAUCUCCCUUUUGUUUUCUCCCUUUAUUUUCUUAUGGAACUUUUUAUAUUCUUUACUGUUUGGAGGUGGAAGUAGUGGUAACCAACAGGAACUGUCUAGUCAGUCUUCCUCCAGUGCACAGGCAUACACAAGAGUUAACAGACCUACCACAGCCUAUCAAAGACGUACAGGGAAUACUGCAAGACCUGAAGGCAACACGAGACGACUGACAGACUUGAGGGAUGACGAUGAUGAUAUGUCCACAUACAACGGAAACUCAACACAACAGUUGUGAAAACUUGUUUAUACAAACAAUUUUGAUGAUGUGUCAUGGUAUAGCAACAAUUGAACUUAACAAAUGUAUAAUUAUGUGAUAGAAAAAAAAUGUGCAAAUAUUUUAGAAUGCUUUCUGUGCUAGACCAGAAAUCCGAGUCUGAGGACAUAUGUUUCUUUAAUGUAUAGGAGAUAUAAAUGUGAAAAUGUGUUCAUAUUGUUCUUGAAAUCUCACCAACAGGCAGAUGAGUGUUGUUAACUGACAGUUGAUUGGUUAUUUUCCCAUAACAGAUGAUUUGUCAUUGUUAUCUGUGUUUUGAUUUGUUAAUGUUAUACAACAGAUGAUUGAAUUUUAUUGUCUGACUGAUGAGUGAUGAUUAGUUCUGUUAAUUGGUUAUUAUUGUGUAACAGUCAGCAAACAAUUUGGCAGUCAACUUUGUUGAAUAUAUAAACCUAUAAUUGGUUGUAGGUGCUGUCUUUGUAAUUUGUUUUUAUUUUCUGUGUUUAUGAAGCACAACUCAAAAAAAUAAUACUGUGAAAUCAUUUAAUUUCAGGAUCACAAAAUUUUGUGGUUUUAGCCUAAAUGGCUUUUUCAUGAGGAUGUAAACUAAUUCAGAUUUUUAUUGUUUCUUUGAUUAACUUUUGUAGACUUGCUCAACUGCAAAAGUCACAAAAAAUUAAUCCCCCAUGAAAAUAAAUGAUUUAACAUUUCUCUCUGUAAAGAAUUUUAUGCCAUUAGUUUUUUGACUUUAUAAAAUCUCAGAAUAAUUGUUUGUUUCGCAAAUUGCAUUUUAAAAAGUUAGCACCAGAUGUAGUAUUUUCACAUGUAUGUGAAAUGAAAUGUUAAAAAAGAUAAGAAAUUCUAUAAGAAAUUGAUUAGAUUUUCUUUUUCAAAUCUUAAUACAAGGGAUGUGUUUCUGUACUUAAAUAUUGCUAUGUAGUUGCAAGGCUAAUUUGGAAGUCCAGGAUUUCUUUUGCUAACUCAACUGCGUUUUCAUCAUUGUAUGCAGAAUAUAGGAAAUAUUGUAGUUUGGGAAAUAUUUGCAAUUUUUUAUUUUCGCCAGUCAAAAAUAAUGCCAGUUGGUGAAUUCAGAAUAUUCCUGAAUAUUAUUCUUAAUCAUGUCUUAACCUUUAGCCUUCUAUAUUUUUACAAUGGACCAGUCCAUCAUUCAGUUUGGGCAGUACCAUUUAUUAUUCAAAGGGGUGUUCACUGAAAAUUUACUGCCUGAAAAGCGAACAGUGCAGACCACGAUCAGCCUGCUCAGGUGUGCAGGCUGAUCUUGGUCUGUACUGGUUGCAAAGGCAGAAUCACUCACCACCAGCAGGCUAAAGGUUAAAAUACAAACAAAAUUACCUAAUUUGUGGUAUGCAUUUCCAUUUAAAGUAACCUGCCUUAACUAGUGUUCAUUUGUAUUUUACUAUGGGUACACUGACUAUGGAGUAUGUAUUAAACCAUUUAACUUUAAAACUGAAAGUAAAACUGUUUAAAAGAAUUUCUUACAAAUGAGAGAGGGAAGAAACUAUCAGUUAGCUAUUUUACGUUAGCUGUGUAUAAUGUGGGUAAAAGUGUUUAUUGUGCAUUACAAAUAUUUGAUAGCUUGCUAUUUGUCAUGACUGAAAAUAUUUGAUUUAAAGUGUUCGUGUCAUUCAUGUUUUACUAUUUUAAAAUAAGUAUAUGACAAGAUGUUUAUUGAUAUCACAAAUAAAUAGUUCCGUGUCCUACAGCUUUGAAGAAAAUUUGUAUGGAAAAUUGUGUAAAUCUUUAUAGUUCAGUGGGUCUGUAAUAAGGUAUGUGAUAUAUAUAUGAUAGUUCAAAAUUUGUCUCAAGAACUUGAGUAAAUCGCAUUUAUUUGGUGAUAGGUUAGAUAUUUAUGAAAUUCAUCAGUUAAAACUGCAAGAAGAAUUGUUAGUUGCUUCAUGAGCAGAACCUAACCAGGGAGGCAGAAAUAACGAAUGCAGUGCAAGAAAUAAAACACAUUGAAAUGAAGCAGCAGUGAUCUGUAUAUUUUUUACCCUCAAAGAAUGGAUGAACUUUUCAUCUUGAUACAAAGUUUUUCUGUAUAUUUAUACAUUAAUGUUGAAUGAAAGUAUUAUAACAGAAUGUCUGUCUUUGUUAAUGUUGUAUAUUUAUGUCUUUAUUUAUCAAAGAUAAAAGAUGGAUUUAAUAUGUA